Molecule: messenger RNA, 5365 nt
Organism: Plectropomus leopardus (leopard coralgrouper)
Lineage: Eukaryota; Metazoa; Chordata; Actinopteri; Perciformes; Serranidae
Gene: wdr26a
Product: WD repeat domain 26a
Biological process (GO): proteasome-mediated ubiquitin-dependent protein catabolic process
Cellular component (GO): GID complex
Molecular function (GO): protein binding
Source: RefSeq, a predicted model, not a curated record
UAACAGGGCUGCAGCUGUCUGAGAGCAACAAUAACAAGCUCUACCCAACAACUUCACCGCGGCUCUAACGGUACCUGACAGCGCCAAACACCACCGAAUUUCUCACAAUGCGGCUGUCGAAAUAACUCAGGCCUCUGUUUCUUCGUCGUCCGAGUCGAAAAUCAGGUAUCGUCGCGGCCACCGCCUCGGAACAAACACGGAGACUCGGCCGCAGGGGGAACAGGGCAGUUCGGGGCUGCAUCUGGGUCAGUGGGCCUGUCGGCGGCAGGACCGGAGCUUUUUGUUCUCCCCGCAGUGUCCCGUCGCGCCUGUCAUCUGUUUAACUCCACACCGUGUUACCCGCAUAAACCGUGAGAACAUGCAGGCUAACGGGGCAGGACAGGACCGAGACUCAGAACUGUCCUGCCGAAAUGGUGCGCAGAACGGUGAGUCGUCCUCCACCGGAGCGGCUCACUCCAAUGGACUUCAGUCAGUCAGCAACAAUGGAAACACUGUGAGCAACAAUAACAACAACGGAGUGUCAGCGCAGCCCGCCGCCAACAACAGCAACAGCCCGGCGGACAGCAACACGGGCGGCAAGAAGAAGAAGCGUCUGUCUCAGUGCGAGGAGGAUGUCAUCCGGCUCAUAGGACAACAUCUACACGAUCUGGGUCUCAAUCAGACGGUGGACCUCCUGAUGCAGGAGUCUGGCUGCAGACUGGAGCACCCCUCUGCCACCAAGUUCCGCAAUCAUGUGAUGGAAGGAGAGUGGGACAAGGCUGAGAGUGAUCUGAAUGAGCUGAAGGCAUUGAUGCAUUCUCCAAGUGCUAUAGUGCGGAUGAAGUUCUUGCUGCUGCAGCAGAAGUAUCUGGAGUACCUGGAGGACGGGAAGGUCCUGGAGGCUCUGCAGGUCCUCCGAGCUGAGCUCACUCCUCUCAAGUACAACACAGAGCGGAUCCACAUUCUGAGCGGGUACCUGAUGUGCAGUCAUGCAGAGGACCUGCGAGCCAAAGCAGAGUGGGAAGGCAAAGGAACGGCAUCCAGAACAAAGCUGCUGGACAAGCUGCAGACAUACCUGCCUCCGUCAGUGAUGCUGCCUCCUCGCCGCCUGCAGACUCUGCUGAAGCAGGCGGUUGAGCUGCAGAGGGAGCGCUGCCUCUACCACAACACCAAGCUGGACAGUGGACUGGAUUCCGUGUCUCUCCUGCUGGACCAUGCCUGCAGCCGGAAACAGUUCCCCUGCUACACUCAGCAGAUUCUCACUGAACACUGCAAUGAAGUUUGGUUCUGCAAGUUCUCCAACAACGGCACAAAACUGGCAACUGGGUCCAAAGACACCACCGUCAUUGUGUGGCACGUGGACACGGAAACCCAGCAGCUGAAGUUGAUGAAGACUCUGGAGGGUCAUGCUUACGGUGUUUCGUACCUGGCAUGGAGCCCUGAUGACACCUAUCUGAUAGCCUGUGGUCCUGAUGACUGCUCUGAGCUAUGGCUGUGGAAUGUCCAGACGGGGGAGUUACGAACAAAGAUGAGUCAGUCUCAUGAGGAUAGUCUGACCAGCGUGGCCUGGAAUCCAGAUGGUAAACGCUUCGUCACCGGUGGCCAGAGAGGCCAGUUCUACCAAUGUGACCUGGAUGGAAACCUGCUGGACUCAUGGGAAGGAGUUCGGGUGCAGUGCCUGUGGUGUCUGAGUGACGGCCGGACCGUCCUUGCAUCUGACACCCACCAACGCAUUCGGGGGUACAACUUUGAGGACCUGACGGACAGAAACAUAGUGCAGGAAGACCACCCCAUCAUGUCUUUCACUGUUUCCAAAAACGGAAGGUUAGCUCUGCUCAAUGUUGCAACUCAGGGAGUGCACCUAUGGGACCUCCAGGACCGGGUGCUGGUGAGGAAGUACCAGGGGGUGACCCAGGGCUUCUACACCAUCCACUCCUGCUUUGGAGGGCACAAUGAAGACUUCAUCGCAAGUGGCAGUGAAGACCACAAAGUUUACAUCUGGCACCGGCGCAGUGAGCUGCCCAUCGCAGAGCUGACUGGUCACACCCGCACAGUCAACUGUGUAAGCUGGAACCCCGUCCUGCCGGGACUGCUGGCCAGCGCCUCUGACGACGGGACUGUCCGAAUCUGGGGACCUGCCCCCUUCCUGGAUGUUCAGGAUGCAGAAGGGCUCAACGAAUGCUGCAGCAUGGACAGCUGAUGGCGUGCUGUGGCGAUGACCCUGAGGAGCACUGAGACUCUUGUAGACACUUGAAUGGAUGACGCACGGACAGCUGGUGAUGAGACAGCAGCGUCCUGGAGACGGAGCCGGUGCUGCUGCUCAUCAGGAUGUCACAGCACAGAGAUGUUAGACUCAGUGACAUUAUUGAGAGCAGAGCCAACCACAUGAAGCUGGCCUCUACAUCUUCCUCCUCCCGACCCACUCCCUCAGCACCAUCCAGGACCAUCAAGGACCAUCCAGGACCACCCACCUCCUCUUAUUUAUUAUCAACCACAUUAUUUAUUCAGGAGUAGUUCACUAACUUGUGAUAGGCUGUGACGUAGCAGCGCUUUGUUUGGGGGGGGGUAGUUUUCCUCAGUUCCGAAUCUGAGCUGCUCAUAUGAAGAAGCUUCGACUUUAUUUCUCUUUCACCUACUGAUCCUUUUACCAGAUUUUAACUAGAGGAACAUUUGAUGGAUGGAUCCAAUCAACAGAGUAUCUUUAAAUGAAAAGUUUUACGUAAUCUUGUCUUGUUUUUAUGCAGAGUACAUUUAUGAAUUCUCUCUCCAGUUGCUGCUUCUAGCCAGAGAAAGAAUAGUAUUUGAGGAGCAUGUUGCAUAGGAUUGCACAGGAUGUUUGACACUGGCAGUGUGUCCUGAAAGAUGCUUUGUGAGAGUCUACAGCCGCUGAUGUGGUAAAACCUAUACAGUUCAGAGGAUUAUCUGUCACCCCGUACCCCCUCACAUGGAUUAUCUGUGUACUUUCCUUCAUGCCGUCAGUGUGGAUUUGCUCUUUCUUUUGCUGUGACUAGCUUCACUCUUUGCUCUUUCUUUCUGUUGCCAUCCCUCCCUGCAUACACACAGCAGUCUACAUGCGAUUUUCACUUGGUCUGUUUUCGUUGUUCCAACUUAUUACCGUGUUUGUUUUGUGUUUACUACGAGUGGAGAAGGAACAUCUGAAGAGACACUGAUUUCUUACUGUACCCAGUAGGGCCCCAAAAUCCUGGUUCAUCUGUGAACUGUGAAAAAAUAAGACUGGUGUUUUUCUCUGUUUCAGAUGGUCAUCAAAUUCCAUGAAAAGACCAGAGCCAAUAAUGUGUUAGUAUGUCUGUCAAAACUUUGUGACCUCUUUAUCCAGUCUGUGGCACUCAGCUCCAAACUCAUUGGUUACUACUGACCAUGGCAAUCUUAAAAGGGUCUGUAUGUGAUAUUCAGAGCAUUAAUACAGCAGCACACCACUGUUAGCUAUGUGAAGAUAGAGUGGAGUAAUGGCAUCCUGAACAGAGGAUGAAGUCACGCUCCCUCUGUGUGUGAUGUAAUGAGAGCUUCUCUAGCCGAUGUUGUGGUAAGCUGGUCCACCGUGCGUGCUUUCUAGUGCAUGUGUAUAUCUCACAGGGCUGUAACCAACUCAAAUUAUUUCAGUCAAAUCAGAUUUGGCCGAUAAAUAUUGAAUAUUCGAUUAUUCUGGUUUUGUCUGCAGUUUGCAACAACAUUUUUUGCUUUUUUGUACACUAGAUAUCAAACAGAAGCCAGAGACUGUAUUGUAUUGAGUUGCUGUGAGCUGUGAGGAGUGUUAUCUCGGAGCCUUACAGUGCAGAGUCUCUCUUUCUUUGUGCCGCUGCGUCGCACCUGCUACUGCCUCUACCAAAGAGUAGCGUAACAGUCAAGAGAGUUCACUCCACAGUAAAGUCUGGGGACCAAAAUGUCCCCAGACUUUGACAGCACACUGACUAGCCUCUGAGUGAUGAUUCCAAUCUCCGUCUCUCAGGGGGCAGUGCUAGUAUCUCACAGGUUUGCUCAUUGCCACCGCUUUGCAGGCAGGGCCCCGUUCGUUCCUAUGGUACCUGCUCAGUAGUGCAUCAAGCAGCGGUAUGAAAGUACCCAGAUCCUCCGUAUUACUGGGCCCAUGAGGCUUGUGCACAGUGUGCUAGAGCAGGUAACUUCCGCCGGCAGAGCGACUGACAUCCGGUUUAGCGCUCUGCUAGCUUGAAUGGCUGUCAAAAAAUAAAAAUCUUGCUGCUCUUUUAGACUUUCUAAAUGUUAUGAAACUGGAUGGCUUAAAGCUAGAUAGUGAAAUGAAUUGUUCCACGGGUGUUUUGACGUUCACAAAAACAUAUCCACUGAUUUACAGACGUCUCUUUCCUGAUGAAAGAAAAAAAGAAAAUGUCAAUGGGGAAAAGUCUUUCUGGGCCCAUGUGUAUCAUGUGACUGAUGCAGGCGUUGUAAUUCCACUUUUGGCCACUAUGUAAAAUUAUCUUCAAAGCCUGGCGCACUACCUGCGGACUUGUAGCCUAGUGUGCUAUGACCAUAGGCUACAAUGAAAUAUUGCACAUCACAAUAUACGGUAAUAUCAGUGAAAGUCAGGAUGUAGGCUAGAUAAUGACCUCACAGACCACAGCCAUCUACAAUGUUGUCUCUGUUUAAAGGUACAGUACUACAGCCUCCUCCACCAUCACCUUUGUUGUUGUGUGAAACUUUUGACUCCGUCCUCUUUAGCCAUCUAUUGGCUGUAUCUAUGGCAACAUAAAGGAAGCAUGGAUGUAUAAAGGCAGCAACGUUUACACUGUCUGAAACAGACAGGUCUAUUUUUCUACGUAAAGGGAGAAUGAAUGAGCCGUACCAGCAUUAGCUCUGUCAGCACUCUUGCUGUUGUGUAGCGCUGUUCAUGGAGUUAGCACCAUUAGCUGCUGGCUCAGCCACCACCAUGUUGAGAACCGUGUGCAGACAACUCAUACGCUCUGAAUUUUGCAUAAAGCCCCUUUAAAGAAAAACAGGCUCAGUCAUUUCCUUCAGCAGCUGCUCACUGUAGAUUUAACAACAGCCACCCAAAGAGGAGGACACAGUGCAUGUGCUGGGGACUAUUUUCAGUAGAGGAUUAAUCCACAUUUGGUGCUCUAGUAUUUGGGACAGCAGGAUGUCCCAUUGUAUGUGUGGGACUGGUCAAAAUCUAUUCAGUGUGUGUUCAUGGUAAUGAAGGAAUAGUUUGUGUAUAACAAUUGAGUGGUAUGAUAGAGAGGAAUAACAUCAAUCGAGAGUUAUUUUUUUGGUUGGUCUUCGUAUAAGAUUCGUUAAUGAUUUUAAACACAAGUAGAAAAUUGCCUGCUUUAUCCUUUACCCUUUGAAACCGGGGGAAAUUGGCUUGAUUUCUUUCAAAAACAUGGGAAGAAGGCAAUGAUCAACUUAAGAG